Molecule: messenger RNA, 1575 nt
Organism: Helianthus annuus (common sunflower)
Lineage: Eukaryota; Viridiplantae; Streptophyta; Magnoliopsida; Asterales; Asteraceae
Product: linamarin synthase 2
Exons: 2
Coding region: 1-1443 (480 amino acids)
Molecular function (GO): UDP-glycosyltransferase activity
Source: RefSeq, a predicted model, not a curated record
AUGGAUUGCAGCAACAAACCUCAUGCAGUUCUUGUGCCAUACCCAGCACAAGGCCAUGUAACCCCUUUCAUGAAGCUUGCAAAACUUCUAUACUCUCAUGGCUUCCACAUAACCUUUGUCAACACCGAAUUCAAUCACCGGCGUCUCAUCCGUUCCAAAGGCCCUGAAUCAGUCAAGGGCAUCCCGGGCUUCCGUUUUGAGACCAUCCCGGAUGGUAUGCCACAUUCGGAUCGAGACGCCACUCAGGACGUGCCCAUGUUGUGUGACAUGACCAGAAAGACUUGUUUGGGUCCGUUUAAAGAGUUGUUGUGUCGGCUGAACUUGACGGACGGAGUUCCGAAGGUCAGCUGCGUUAUUGGAGAUGGUGUGAUGAGCUUUGCCAUUAAAGCUGCUAGGGAUUUAGGGAUUCCGGAGGUUCAGUUUUGGACUUCUCCGGCUUGUGCUUUUAUGUGUUUUUUGCAUUAUAGAGAGUUCAUUAAAAGGGGCAUUGUUCCCUUUAAAGAUGAUAGCUAUCUAACGGAUGGCACGCUAGAAAAACCAAUUGACUGGAUUCCGGGGAUGAGCAAUCUUCGUUAUAAAGAUAUUCCAAGCUUCAUUAGAACAACGGAUCCAAACGAUAUCAUGUUCGAUUUCAUGGGUGAGGAAGCUCAAAACAACUUAAAUGCACCCGCGAUCAUAUUCAACACGUUCGAUGCAUUGGAACACAAAGUAGUCAAAGCGAUUGCUUCAAAAUUCAACUACCCGAACAUAUAUACAAUAGGCCCUCUUCCUUUACUAGCCAGAUAUGUACCGGACGAAAGUCCAGUACAAUCACUCAACUCGAGUCUGUGGAGGCCAGACUCGAGUUGCUUCCAAUGGCUAGACCAAAAGAAAGAAGGGUCUGUUAUCUAUAUCAAUUACGGUAGCAUAACUACCAUGACUAAUCAACACUUUGAUGAAUUCGCGUGGGGCUUGGCAAAUAGUGUGCAACCAUUUUUAUGGGUGGUUCGACCCAAUGUGACGAUGGGGGAUUCAACAUCUAUGUCUGAAGAAUUCUUGGAAGAGAUCAAGGAUAGAGGAAUGUUGGUUAGUUGGUGUGAUCAAGAAAAGGUUCUGGCCCACCCUUCGGUUGGUGCAUUUUUAUCGCAUUGUGGAUGGAACUCGACGACUGAAAGCAUACUCGAAGGUGUCCCAUUGAUCUGCUGGCCGUUCUUUUCAGAUCAACAAACAAAUUGUGGAUUCGCUUGCAACGAAUGGGGGAUUGGGAUGGAGAUUAAUCAUGAUGUGAAGAGAAAUGAAGUUGAAGCCCUUGUUAGGGAGAUGAUGCAAGGGGAAAAGGGGAAGGAAAUGAGAAGAAAUGCUAAAGAAUGGAAAAGAAAAGCAAAAGAAGCUACUGAGAUUGGUGGUUCAUCAUACAAUAAUUUCCAGAAAUUUAUCAAAGAGGAACUUCAUUACCAUAUUUGAUGUUAAAGAUGCUUUUGAUUCUUGAAGAAUGACGAUCUUAUUAAUAUUUAUGUAUUUCUUUUAUGUUUGUUUUUUCAAUAUUUGAAGUAUCAUUCAAUUAACAUAUAUUUCAAGGAAAAAGUAGUUGUUUUA